ACUGCAGGUGGCCCUUCUCACAGUUUACACCUCACUGAGCCGGAAAACCUUUUGGCUUUGAAGAUUACUUUCGGAUCUAACCUUUCCUUGAGAAGAAAACAAGUGCUCCCAGCUGCACAAUGAUGCUGGACUCCGUUAGCCAUAAUACCUUCCUGCCAAACACAAUGAUGUGUGAAUCCUUGACAUCAUGGUCAGAUGUAUUUGGAAUAGUGGAUGAACAGUACUCACUAUUUGAACAUCAAACAGCUUGUGAUUCGUCCUGGACUUCUAUGCAUCCAGAAUACUGGACAAGACACAACGUCUGUGAGUGGCUACAGUUUUGCUGUGAUCAAUACAAACUGGAUGCUAAUUGCAUUUCCUUUUCCCACUUCAACAUAAAUGGUCACCAGCUCUGUUGUAUGACCCAAGAAGAUUUUUUAAAUGCUGCUGGAAUUUGUGGUGAAUACCUCUACUUCAUACUCCAAAACAUCAAGACUCGUGGCAUCUCCUUCUUUCAGGACAAUGAAGAUACAAAGUCAUCUGAAAAAGACUAUAAUGAUAAGGCAUGUUUGAGAACAGGUGGCAUCAAGAGUCAAGAUUUUCAAGGUCACAGUAGAACAAGUCUGCAGAGUUCUCACUUGUGGGAGUUUGUACGAGAUCUUCUCUUGUCCCCUGAAGAGAAUUCCGGUAUCCUUGAAUGGGAAGACAGAGACCAAGGCGUCUUUCGUGUUAUCAAAUCUGAUGCUCUGGCAAAGAUGUGGGGACAAAGGAAAAAAAAUGACAGAAUGACAUAUGAAAAACUAAGCAGAGCACUCCGGUAUUAUUAUAAAACUGGAAUUUUAGAACGAGUUGACAGGAGAUUAGUGUAUAAAUUUGGAAAAAAUGCACAUGGAUGGCAAGAAAGCAACUCAUGAGAUACCCAUAUCUUUGGACUCAUUAUCUAAUAAACAAUGUGAAGGUCAAUUCCCACAGAUGGAAGUUCUCUGCCAGCUUUUCUAGAUCGAAAUGGCCAUAUACUCUGGAUAACUGGAUAAAAUAACCAUUAAUAGACAGUCUGGAUUAGGAAAUGUACUGCCUUUGCACUUUUUAUCUACCACACAACCUGCAUGGCAUAAGCACCCAUAAUAUGGUUUCAAUCUUUCCAGUAAUCUGGUGCGAUUUUGCUCUGAAAGCCAAUAAGAGUUUGUCAUCAGUACUUAAACCUAAAUCCCAGGUUUAUAGUACUUCCAUUUUGAGUUUGAUGGAAUUUUGAAUAGCAUUUUCUUGAUAUCAUCUUCUACCAAUGGGUGAGCAACUGAUUGUCAUGUGGUCUGUACGAGUCUCUGUAAUAUUUUUUACAGGCUCAAAGAACCAUAGAAGUAGUGCCUCUAAUACUCAGCAGUAGAGUCCAAGAAACGGGUGCAAUUUCCUAUUGCUUGAAUGGAAAAUAAUGUGUGUUUUUUAAAAUGAUGUGUUUAAAUAAUAUUAAAAAGUACUCAAAUGCAAAAAAAGAUCUGCUUUAUCUAGUAAAAGAUAGUCCAUGUCUACCAUCAUACUCCAAUAGGUAACGUAGAAUGAUCAUUUUUCUCUAUCCUAUCAACCUGAAUGUGGAUAUGUGCUCUUCUAGAUAUAGUUGAAUUGGAACUCCCAACAGACUCAGCCAAUAUAACCAAUGAAAAUGGCACAUGGAUCUAAUUCACCAACUUUGGGAGGCCAACAAGUUCCUCUGCCUGUCCUCUUGCAUUCAAAGUUUCAUCUUGCCUGCAGCAACAUUCUUAGUGUGGUUAUGCUGGUAGUCACAACAAUAUUUGUCACAGCAUGAAUAAAAAAAAUUAUUUGUGGUACUAUAUAUGAAGGUUACACUUGAGUCCAAACAGACUUGGGAAAGACUGGUUCUGAUUCCAGCUGGAUAAGGAUUUGGUGCUACUAUUCACUUUUUACACAUGCGAAAGGAACCGAAACCAAUAUUUCUGCUUCAGAAUUUGUGAAGAAGUUUUUUUUUUCUUUCUUCAGGAAGAAAGGCACUGUGUUCUGUGUUCAUAAUGCCACUUUUGUAAUCUAUAAAACAUGAAAAGACUUUAGCUAUGAUUUACACUCCCUCACUCAAAGCAAGGUUGUACAUCAAGAAUGUGGUUGAAUAAGUUGGCUUCUUAGGA
Molecule: messenger RNA, 2114 nt
Organism: Pantherophis guttatus
Lineage: Eukaryota; Metazoa; Chordata; Lepidosauria; Squamata; Colubridae
Gene: ELF5
Product: E74 like ETS transcription factor 5
Biological process (GO): cell differentiation; regulation of transcription by RNA polymerase II
Cellular component (GO): nucleus
Molecular function (GO): DNA-binding transcription factor activity, RNA polymerase II-specific; sequence-specific DNA binding
Source: RefSeq, a predicted model, not a curated record